UCGCGGGCGCGCCACAUUUAUGACACCACCACCCCUCACACCCUACCUUACCUACCAACGAGCCCACCCCCUCCCUCACUCCUCUCCCCUCGCCACCGCAACGUCUCUCUCGUGCUCCAUAGCCUCCCCUGCUUCACUUCGUGUACAGACUGCAGACCGGCCGGCGCCAUGCCGCUGCGGCUAGGCGGUAACCGCGCGGCCGCCCUGCUGCUCGUCCUGCACUGCUGCUGCGCUCCGCUCCUCUUCCCGUCGCCGGCAGCCGCCGCCGCCCACCGCCACCAUCCCGCCGGGGACGGCGUCGUGAUCAGCGAGGCGGACCGGCAGGGCCUGCAGGCCAUCAAGCAGGACCUCUCCGACCCCCGCGGCUUCCUCCGCUCCUGGAACGACACCGGCCUCGGCGGCGCCUGCUCGGGGGCCUGGACGGGGAUCAAGUGCGUCAACGGCAACGUGGUCGCCAUCACGCUCCCCUGGCGCGGCCUCGCCGGCACCCUCUCCGCGCGGGGGCUCGGCCAGCUCACCCAGCUCCGCCGCCUCAGCCUCCACGACAACGCCAUCGCCGGGGCGGUCCCGAGCUCGCUCGGCUUCCUCCCCGACCUCCGCGGCCUCUACCUCUUCAACAACCGCUUCUCCGGCGCCAUCCCGCCGGAGAUCGGCCGCUGCCUCGCGCUGCAGUCGUUCGAUGCGAGCAGUAACCUCCUCACCGGCGUCCUCCCGGCUUCGAUUGCCAACUCCACCAAGCUCAUCCGCCUCAACCUCAGCCGCAACGCCAUCUCCGGCGAGGUCCCCGCGGAGGUCGUCGGCUCCUCGUCGCUCCUCUUCCUCGACCUCUCAUACAACAAGCUCUCCGGCCACAUCCCUGACUCUUUCGGGGGCGGCUCCAAGGCGCCGUCCUCGUCCUCGCGGAAAGAAGCCGUCACUGGGAGCUACCAGCUCGUCUUCAUCAGCCUCGCGCACAACUCGCUCGACGGGCCGGUGCCGGAGUCGCUCGCCGGGCUCAGCAAGCUGCAGGAGCUGGACCUGGCCGGCAACAACCUCGACGGCUCCAUCCCCGCCCAGUUGGGCUCGCUUCACGACCUCACGACGCUCGACCUCUCGGGCAACGAGCUCGCCGGGGAGAUCCCGGAGAGCCUCGCAAACCUCACCGCUAAGCUCCAGUCCUUCAACGUCUCGUACAACAACCUCUCCGGUGCGGUGCCGGCCUCGCUCGCCCAGAAGUUUGGGCCCGCCUCCUUCACCGGUAACAUACUGCUCUGCGGCUACUCUGCUUCUUCGCCGCCCUGUCCCGUGUCUCCGUCUCCGGCGCCGGGGGCAACCUCGCAAGGGGCAACCGGGCGCCACGGCCUCCGCAAGUUCAGCACCAAGGAGCUCGCAUUGAUCAUCGCCGGGAUCGUGAUUGGUGUCCUCAUCUUGCUGUCGCUCUGCUGCCUCCUGCUCUGUUUACUGACAAGGAAGAAGAAGUCCAGCACUAGCACUGGAGCACGGAGCGGGAAGCAGUCGUCAAGCAAGGACGCCGCCGGUGCCGGCGCCGCUGCAGCUGCUGGGCGAGGCGAGAAGCCGGGGGCAUCCGAAGCGGAGUCCGGCGGCGACGUAGGUGGCAAACUGGUGCACUUCGACGGGCCGCUGGCGUUCACGGCCGACGACCUGCUGUGCGCCACCGCAGAGAUCAUGGGGAAGAGCACGUACGGCACGGUGUACAAGGCGACGCUGGAGGACGGCAGCCUGGUGGCCGUGAAGCGGCUGCGGGAGAAGAUAACCAAGGGGCAGAAGGAGUUCGAGGCCGAGGCGGCGGCGCUCGGCAAGGUCCGGCAUCCCAACCUGCUCUCGCUCAGAGCCUACUACCUCGGCCCCAAGGGGGAGAAGCUGCUCGUCUUCGAUUACAUUCCCAGGGGCAGCCUCUCCGCCUUCUUGCACGCUCGAGCUCCCAACACGCCGGUGGACUGGGCGACGCGGAUGGCGAUCGCCAAGGGCACGGCCCGCGGGCUCGCGUACCUCCACGACGACAUGAGCAUCACCCACGGCAACCUCACCGGCAGCAACGUCCUCCUCGACGACGACUCGAGCCCCAAGAUCGCCGACAUCGGCCUGUCUCGCCUCAUGACGGCCGCCGCCAACUCAAGCGUGCUCGCCGCGGCGGGUGCGCUGGGGUACCGCGCGCCGGAGCUGUCCAAGCUCAAGAAGGCGAGCGGCAAGACCGACGUGUACAGCCUCGGCGUCAUCAUCCUGGAGCUGCUCACCGGCAAGUCCCCCGCCGACACGACCAACGGCAUGGACCUGCCGCAGUGGGUGGGGUCGAUCGUGAAGGAGGAGUGGACCAACGAGGUGUUCGACCUGGAGCUGAUGCGGGACACGGCCGCCGGCCCGGAGGGGGACGAGCUCAUGGACACGCUCAAGCUGGCGCUGCAGUGCGUCGAGGUCUCGCCGUCGGCCAGGCCGGAGGCGCGGGAGGUGCUGCGGCAGCUCGAGGAGAUUCGGCCUGGACCGGAGGGCGGCGCCGCCGGACCGAGCGAGGAAGGCCAUGUUGCUUCUGCAAGCAACGAGUAGAGCAGUGGCCGACUUGGAUGGAUUAGAGAGGAAAGAAGAUUGUUACAUUGAGGUUUAGUUGUUUUGAUAAUUUUUUGAUUCAUUUAUAAGUUGAAGGGAUCACCCUUCUUUUUCAUUUUCUAUAUAGUUUGUAUAGGCAAAUAUUAUUUGCGCCACUAGAAUCUCUGUCAGGAAUUCCAAACCCAUAUAAACAUUAUUGAUUUGUCA
Messenger RNA from Hordeum vulgare subsp. vulgare (domesticated barley), 2748 nucleotides. Its product is annotated as probable leucine-rich repeat receptor-like protein kinase IMK3. The transcript has 2 exons. Gene Ontology annotation, biological process: protein phosphorylation. Bases 169 to 2541 code for a protein of 790 amino acids. Lineage: Eukaryota; Viridiplantae; Streptophyta; Magnoliopsida; Poales; Poaceae. The record is from RefSeq and is a predicted model, not a curated record. Gene Ontology annotation, molecular function: ATP binding; protein binding; protein kinase activity.